This is a messenger RNA of Fusarium verticillioides 7600, 1930 nucleotides long. RefSeq lists its product as hypothetical. The transcript is spliced from 3 exons. The record is from RefSeq and is a predicted model, not a curated record. The coding region runs from base 321 to 1670 and encodes 449 amino acids. Lineage: Eukaryota; Fungi; Ascomycota; Sordariomycetes; Hypocreales; Nectriaceae.
AAAAAGGCUUGUCUACAAAUCUAACCUAACGUAUUUGGGUAUCGUGGUGCCCCGAUUUCCUGGUCUCCCCCUGGACGAUUUGUCACUUUUGCGUUUGCUUCUUAGUCCGCCACAGGCUAUCAUGACGACCAAGACGCUUCUUCUACGCUAGGAUGUCAUUCUCGCUCAUGAAGUUAUUUAAAUCACACACUGUCCCCUCGCCUCUUACCGAGCUGUGUGAUCUAUAGGCCAUUUGCAGUCAUCAAGUCCUUUUUUCCCCUUCUCAUCAAUCAUUGAAUCUCAUUGAAUCUCAUACUAGUUUUCGCAUUAUCUUCUUCAGCAUGAGUCCUCUUUCGCUCUCUUACACACGCCCAAAGUAUGUAAGCCGUCAAUCACUCCGCAACAGUACGAGCAGCGACUCGCUGUCCGACGCGGAAAAAUCCGAUGCUACGGAUAAUUCCAGCUCUUCUCGUUCCUCCCUUGGAAUACCAGACUCGCUAUCCUUUGACAGGAUCAUUGGUGGUGGCACAUGUCCUCCCAUGACUCUCCGUGAUUUCAUGACCUACCUUAUCUAUGUGGAGCAUGCUGCCGAAAAUCUCCAGUUCUAUCUCUGGUUCCAGGACUAUGAGAAGCGCUUUAAUGCGAAUCCAACAACAGAUGUCAAGCUCGCUCCCGAGUGGACUAGGGCUAUGCAGGACGAAGCUGUCAUCAAGAUUAGAAAGGAACAGUCAGACAAGAUGCGAAAAGAGCCCGAGGCAGCGGCAAUCUUUAAAGGUAGCGACUUUGAGAAGAAGGCUGGCAGCCAGGAUCAUAACAUGAGUGCUGUUGACCCUUUCGCAACACCUCCUCAGAGCAGCAAAGGGGACGAUUCCUCGAUUUACACAGCGUCUUGCACAAUGAACUCACUCAAUGCAAUGAGUCAUCAGAGCCAAGCAUCUGACGCCUUCAAUAUGGUGGGAGCGCAACAGCCUUUCACGAUCCAGCCAUUUCGAGAAGAGAUCAACAGGGUGAUCUCAACAUAUAUAAUGGAAGGUGCACCUCGUCAACUGAACCUAUCCUCUUCUGAACAGAAGGCGGUCAUUGUAGCGCUCUCCAAGACAACUCAUCCUAGCGCUUUUCGAAGCGUCUUCAAGACUGUUGAUUCAAGCCUUCGGCACCAAGCUCAUCCCAACUUCAUCCGAUGGUCUAUCUGCAAUGGAAACCCUGCCCGCGUGUUCUUUGCUCGAUCGUUGGGCGUUGGGCUCAUUGCCGCAGGCAUCAUCGCCGGACUCGUUCUCACGCUGAGUAACGCUGGCCGAGGAUACCGGGCACUGGCAGCCAUAGGUCUUGUUCUUGGCAUAAGCACACUUGUUGCGGCCUACAAGGGCAUGUGUGUUGUUCUGCAUGGAAUGCAUCACCGACAUGUCAGGCCGUGGGAACUGUUUGUAGACAGCGAGAACAUGGAAGAUGCGCAGAAGCAGAGCUUCGACUCGUUCGGAUCUAAAAACAGCUACGAGGAUGAACCCUGGGUCGUCAAGUACGAAAAGCGCAAUGUGGUCCGCAAAGUGUUCGACCGCGAGGUCUGGAUUCAGGAGCCCGCAUUGCGACAGAUUCAAGACACCAUAUUCGUCCAAGCAAUACUCGCUUCAGUUCUCCUGGGCGGCAUCAUCGCCGCUAUCUUUGUUGCUGUUCCGGGAGGCCAUUUCUUUUGAUCGCCCAGAAAGCUUUGUUCUUUUCUUGCCAUGGCAAAACGACUAUAGUACCUCAUGGCACUGUUUUAAUAGCUUCCUCUGGAUUUUUUUGUAAUGGUCUUUGCCAUGAUCUGAGCUACGGAUACCCUACUUUUGUUUGCGGAUGUUGGCGUUUGAGGGGAGUGUCUAGGAGACUCUCGAGUAUAUCUUGCUGCCGGCAUUGUUGUCUAAAACAGUAUUGAUAUUGCUUAUAAUUGACCCCUAUUGUUGAUAACGGAUGA